AUGAAGUGCCCCAGAGAGACAUACGAAGACGAGAGAAUCAAAGACUCCUCAGAUUUGUACGAGGGUAUCCCACAGGGCGACCUCAACAAAUUGGCGGCUAGAACUGAUACUUUCAUUUAUAGAGUUCUUAGUGAAAGCAUCGACACAAAGGCCCUUGAUAUGGUGCUUGCUCCAUGCCUGACUUCCCUCGAAAUGAUCAGGCAAUUAUAUGAAAUCGGAGAGAUGGACCAAGCGAGCAGGGAUUUAACUCAAUUGAAGGCUUUCCAGGAGAGUCUACAGGGCUUUAAAUAUUUUAAGCGCUACGAACAGAUCUACAAGGAUACGCCCGAAUGGCUCGAGAUCAUCAUUUGCACUCUCAAUCCGCUCAGAUACAAGGAUAGAGACUUAAGACGCAUGCUCAGGGCUCUCGAUACGGCCGCAUAUGAAAGGGAUGUUGAGGCUGCCCGUAAGAAAGCUGAAUUUCCUAGGUUCGAUGGAGCAGCCGCUCGAUUGCAUGUGGCUUUUCAUAGACGGAUCGCAGAUGAGAUUGAAUUGCAUCCCAAGGACGAGGUUAGACGAGUCAUCGAGAGACUCCAGGCUGAGAUUGACGACUUGAAGAAUGAAGCUGAGGAGCUCAAGAUCUCCAACCAGUCGUACAAGAAGAAGAAUGAGAUUUUGAGUAAGAAGAAUGAGUCUUUCGUCGACCAGUUGGCCAAUGCCAAGCACGAAAACGAUAUGAUUGGAGCUUUGUUGAAGAGAAAAGAGCGCAGAAUUACCGACUUGGAGGAGGAGUUCGAUGACGUCCACUCGUCCAAUGAGAAUCUCAAGCUCUCCAACAAAAACUUGAAGAUCAGAUGCGAUAACUUGCAAGAGUCACUGUCUCUCUCUACAGCCGAACACGAGCGUUUGAAGAUCGCCUACGACGCCUUGAUAGCUUCUCAGCAUGAAUACAAACGCCACUACCAGCAAGAGUUGGACGGCAUGUACCGCUUGUUUGAUAACUACAAGAAAGAGCUGGCUAGGACAAUCGAUGAUUUGUCUGCCAAGUUGGACAGCAACGACAAAGACUACGAUGCGUUGCUCGAGAGCCUCAUGUCCAAGCGGAAGCAAAUGGACAAUUUGAACGUGAACAAGACCAAGGCAAUUUUGCAGCUUUUAGUAGCUUUGGCAAAGGCUGCAAAGUCCCACGGCGAGGAGUCCAAGGAGAUCUUGCUGGAGAAUGUGCAAGUUAUUUCAUCUCUUGUGGAGAAGCAUCCAGACUUGCUGGGUAAAAUCAAGGAGCGUGAACAAGUCGAUGUUGAUAUUGACGCGCUUUUGCUGAAUGCCAGCGAAAGCUUGAACACCACCUUCAGCGACUUGGAUAUCGAAAGUGCGGGCCGUUCCUCAGGACAGCGCAAUGUGUCUCUGAGGAGAAGGAGAAACAACAAUAACAACAGCAACAAGAGAAAUCUGAUGCGGUUGGAAUCCCCAGACCUUGAAAACUCAUCCCCACUCCCCAAGCAGCGCUUCAACCUGGCCGGCGGAAGCCGUUCUUCGAGUUCUUCAGGUAACAACUCACACAACAGAUCUGGCAGCAGAGGCAACAGAAACUCACAACUUUUCCUUAAUGAGAAUUCCAAUCAGCCCACCUCCAACAAAAAUAAAAGAAGGCUGUUCUACGGUGGAAGCAGCAACUUCAAUAGCAGCAAUUUCAACAACGACAGAAAGCCGCUGAGAAAAAUAAGCUCCGAGCCUGCCAAAGCCUAG
Molecule: messenger RNA, 1725 nt
Organism: Candidozyma duobushaemuli
Lineage: Eukaryota; Fungi; Ascomycota; Pichiomycetes; Serinales; Metschnikowiaceae
Gene: SHE3
Product: She3p
Exons: 3
Coding region: 1-1725 (574 amino acids)
Biological process (GO): mRNA transport; endoplasmic reticulum inheritance
Source: RefSeq, a predicted model, not a curated record